Colletotrichum abscissum is the source of this 219-nucleotide messenger RNA. RefSeq lists its product as uncharacterized. Lineage: Eukaryota; Fungi; Ascomycota; Sordariomycetes; Glomerellales; Glomerellaceae. The record is from RefSeq and is a predicted model, not a curated record. The coding region runs from base 1 to 219 and encodes 72 amino acids. The transcript has a single exon.
AUGAGAUGGGAUGGCUUGGGCGUGCUUGUUUGGACUUGUUUGGACGCCUCGCUUGAUCAAGUAGGCUACGGGCUGGCGCCUAGAGGAUGCUACUACCGAUUGGCUGUCUCGUGCAGCACGCAAGUCAAUGGGAGACCUCUUCGGUCAACGAUCCAUUUUGGAGACAUGAGGACGAUGUACCAGGUAGCCGUACUGUCCCACUACCUUGAGGUAUCGUAG